AUGCGGGUCGCUCUUCUAUCCUCCUUGGUAGCUUUCACUGUCACAACUACAGCCAUUCUCGUUACGUAUCCGCCAAAGGGCGAGAAGAUUGACUGGAGCAAGCCAGUUACAAUCAAGUGGGAUUCGGUGGAGACCGACCCUGCCACCUUUGAUCUUUAUCUUGUCAAUCAAGCUGUCAAUCCUAGUGUCUCUACUCUUGUCGCUUCCGACGUGGACGCUAGCAAAGGAUCUUAUACCAUCAAAGCCAACAACCGGGAUCUCACUGCCUCUGAUACUGGCGGCGGCUACCAGAUCGACCUCAAGGCCAGUAGCGGCGAUGGCAUUCUCGCUCAGUCACAGCAAUUCAAAUGGAUCUUUGUCUACCUCUGCUUUGGCGACUUCUUCUUCCAUGCUUUUCACUUCCCCGGAGGCAUCGACUACUGCCAGUACUACUGCUUCGACGUCUGCUUCCUUGACUUUUUCGUCGACUGCUUCUUCCUCUUCUCCGACUACUACUCACUCCUCCACCAUUGCGUCUACCCUCACCACUGCUUCUUCAUCUAUUACUACAUCCACUUCUGCUUCUACCUCUACUUCAUCUUCUAUGACGACUUCUUCUACCAGUGCGUCUACCCAAAGUUCCUCUUCUUUGUCUACCCUUUCUACCGUACCAAAAUCCACUUCGACUCUUUCAACACUCAGUACUUCUUCCUCGAGUUCUAUCUCGAGUACAUCCACAUCAUCAAAAACUACCCAUUCCAGCACUACUACAAAGACUCAUUAUUCUACUUCUUCAGCCCCUACAUCAAAAUCAACAUCUACUUCUACAUUGUCCACCUCUACUUCCACCUCCCAUUCUACUACGACUACCCAUACCAAAACACAAUCCUCCACUUCCUCCACAAGCACCAAGACAACUUCUACAUCCACUUCCACUUCCACAAAGACGACCAUGUCCACUACUCAGCAUACCAAGACAAUGGAAACUACCUCUACCGCUUCGGCAUCUACCACCUCCAAUGCUGCUGGUUUGCUCAUCCCUCCUAG
Messenger RNA from Penicillium subrubescens, 1026 nucleotides. Its product is annotated as GPI anchored serine-threonine rich family protein. The coding region runs from base 1 to 1026 and encodes 341 amino acids. The transcript is spliced from 6 exons. The record is from RefSeq and is a predicted model, not a curated record. NCBI's taxonomy places the organism in Eukaryota, Fungi, Ascomycota, Eurotiomycetes, Eurotiales, Aspergillaceae.